AUGAUCGCACUCAUCACCACUCUCUGCCUGUUUACUACAGUGAAAACUGACGUCUCUGGGCUUCAAGUACAAACUGUGAGGAGUGGAAAUAAUGUUGUCAUAAAAUGUGAUGAAAACAUUACCAAAGACAGUGAAACUCACAAUUUAGCUUGGUAUAAGCAGAGUUUAGGUAAAGUGCCAGAGUCUGUCAUGAGAUUGCUUGGACAAGGAAGGACGCCCAGAUUUAAUUCAAAUUUUAAGGAUGGCCGCUUCACUGUGGAUAAAAACGUAUUUGAUCUCAAUAUUAAUGGAAUAAAGGAAGAAGAUGCCGGAACAUAUUUCUGUGGAAAAGUAAAGGCAAAUGUUGUAGAGUUUGGAUCUGGGACUUAUUUGUUUUUUCAAGCUGAGAAGAUCCAUCGUCCUCUGACUGAAAUGGUGAUCAAGACUGGAGAGUCUGUUACUCUCCAGUGUUCAGUACAAUCUCUUACUUCAAACUGUUCAGGAGAACACAGUGUGUACUGGCUCAGACAUGGAUCAGGAGAAUCUCAUCCAGGAAUCAUUUACACUCAUGGAAACAGGAGUGAUGAGUGUAAGAAAAGCUCUGAGACUGAUUCUCCUACACAGAGCUGUGUCUACAAACUCCCCAAGAGAAACCUCAGCCUCUCUGAUGCUGGAACUUACUACUGUGCUGUGGCUGCAUGUGGGCGGAUUCUGUUCGGAAAUCAAACUAAAGUUAAAGUACAAGAAAAUAAUAAUAAUAAUAGCGGGAUUGUUAUCACCUUGACAAUACUGAAUGUGAUAUCUGUUAUGGUGAUCAUGGUUUUGAUUGGAUUUCUACUUAAGAGUCAACGAAACGGUGCUACAAACGACCAUCCAAGCCACACUGAUCAGGCUGAGGACACAGAAGUCUUAAACUAUGCUGCCCUGGAUUUUUCUAAGAAAAAUUCCUCCUCCAGAAAGCAGAAGGAAAGUCAAAGCAUGUAUUCACAGCUCAUUCUGGGGGAUCCUGAACCACUCCCAGGCCAAUUUGGAGAUAUAAUCCCUCCAGCGGGUCCUAGGACAACCUUGGAGUCUCGUCCCAGUUGGCCGUGCCCAGUAAACCUCCAAGAGAAGGUGGCCAGGGGGCAUCCUAAUCUAAUGCCCGAACCACCUCAACUGGCUCCUUUCAAUGUGGGGAGUAGCAGUUACACUUUGAGAUCCUCCUGGAUGACUGUGCUCCUCAUCAUGUGA
This is a messenger RNA of Colossoma macropomum (tambaqui), 1209 nucleotides long. RefSeq lists its product as uncharacterized. Bases 1 to 1209 code for a protein of 402 amino acids. The transcript has 7 exons. NCBI's taxonomy places the organism in Eukaryota, Metazoa, Chordata, Actinopteri, Characiformes, Serrasalmidae. Gene Ontology annotation, biological process: response to bacterium. The record is from RefSeq and is a predicted model, not a curated record.